This is a messenger RNA of Manis javanica (Malayan pangolin), 3171 nucleotides long. It is a transcript of the gene WDR5, whose product is annotated as WD repeat domain 5. Gene Ontology annotation, molecular function: histone binding. NCBI's taxonomy places the organism in Eukaryota, Metazoa, Chordata, Mammalia, Pholidota, Manidae. Gene Ontology annotation, cellular component: Set1C/COMPASS complex. The record is from RefSeq and is a predicted model, not a curated record.
CCCCGCGCACGCGCAGGCGCACUACCGGCACCACCCCUGCGCAGCCUCGUCGAGCUCGGCCCGGCUCCCGCCCAGGCGGCGGCGACGCGACGCCACGAGCGCCCGCCCGCCCGCCGCUCCCGGCAGGUCCGUUUAACAAGCUUGUGGAACUCUCUGGCGGGUGGUGUGCUGGACACCGCCUCUGAGGUUGGCCAGCCCCCCGGAAGGCGGAUAGGGCCCCCACUGUAGGUUUCUGUCAGCAGACAGCUCUUCCCACUGAGCCUUCCGCUUGGAGUGGUGAACCCCUUGGUGCGUGUCGCCCUGUUCCGUGGGCUUCAGAGCCAUGGCAACGGAGGAGAAGAAGCCAGAGACCGAGGCCGCCAGAGCGCAGCCCACCCCUUCGUCAUCGGCCACACAGAGCAAGCCUACGCCUGUUAAACCAAACUAUGCUCUCAAAUUCACCCUGGCCGGCCACACGAAAGCUGUGUCCUCUGUGAAAUUCAGCCCGAACGGGGAGUGGCUGGCAAGUUCGUCUGCUGAUAAACUUAUUAAAAUUUGGGGAGCGUAUGAUGGGAAAUUUGAGAAGACCAUAUCUGGUCACAAGCUGGGGAUAUCAGAUGUGGCUUGGUCGUCGGAUUCUAACCUCCUCGUUUCUGCCUCAGAUGAUAAAACUCUAAAGAUAUGGGAUGUGAGCUCGGGAAAGUGUCUGAAAACCCUGAAGGGACACAGUAAUUACGUCUUUUGCUGUAACUUCAACCCACAGUCCAACCUCAUUGUCUCAGGCUCUUUUGAUGAAAGUGUGAGGAUAUGGGAUGUGAAAACGGGGAAGUGCCUCAAGACCCUGCCUGCACACUCAGACCCCGUCUCAGCCGUUCAUUUUAAUCGGGAUGGAUCCUUGAUAGUUUCAAGUAGCUACGACGGUCUCUGUCGGAUCUGGGACACGGCCUCUGGCCAGUGCUUGAAGACGCUGAUCGAUGACGACAACCCUCCUGUGUCCUUUGUGAAGUUCUCUCCAAAUGGCAAGUACAUCCUGGCCGCCACCUUGGACAACACACUGAAACUCUGGGACUACAGCAAAGGGAAGUGCCUGAAGACGUACACCGGCCACAAGAACGAGAAGUACUGCAUAUUCGCCAACUUCUCAGUUACCGGCGGGAAGUGGAUCGUGUCUGGUUCCGAAGAUAACCUGGUGUACAUUUGGAACCUGCAGACAAAGGAGAUUGUACAGAAGCUCCAGGGCCACACAGAUGUUGUCAUCUCAACGGCGUGCCACCCGACAGAGAACAUCAUUGCCUCGGCUGCGCUGGAAAAUGACAAAACAAUUAAGCUCUGGAAGAGUGACUGCUAGGGUGACCCACGGUGCCGCGGGAGGGGCUGUCAGGAGGCGGACCGGAUUGGCAAGGAGCGGGCGUCUCCCAGGCCCCUUGGCCCAGGCCUGGGGUCGGGAGGGGCCUGGAUUGAGCAGAACUGCCUCUGAAGACGGCCUGGCUGAGGGAGUGUCUACCACCUGGAAGUUCUAGAAGUUGCUGAUGACAUUUCUUGCCAAUUCCUCUCAUGCCGUCUGGGGAAGAGUCCCUAAUUUGUAUUGUGUUCAAAAAGUCAACAAAAAUUUUUAAUUUUUUUAUUACAGAAGGGUGAAGUUCAAUUUGUCAUGAAUUGUUUUUUUUCCAGUAAGUGUUCUGUACCGUUUCUUGUACUCUGUUGCUGAGUGCAAGUGCUGUGACCCAUCGCCGUGGCCUGUCCCCGCCCGGCUGCCACAGGGGUAGCCCGUCUGCUCGCAGUGGCUCUUGGGACAGGGUCCCCGCUGUGCCCAGCUCCUGCCUGUAGGAUUUGUGUUUUAAAGUCUUUCUGGAAAAAACAGCACUGUAACAGGUUAUUUCCAUGUCCAAACCUUGUGUAUCUCGGGAGUUGGUAGUUCUGUGCCUGCAGUGUGAUGAUGGCACUCGGCAGCGGCGUGAGCUGUAAUAAAGUGUAGGAUUUUGUGCACAGUUGUGGCAACUGAGUCCUCAUGUGAAGCUCGUCUCCACUGGGCUUUGUUACAAAGGUUGUACAGUGGGCAGGAGGUCAAGAGGAUUUUUCUCCAAAGACACCCCAAAUGCUGCACCCAUUCCCGUCCUGUGGAGCCUGGAGCUGUGGGGGAGGACAGGCCCUUGUGGGCUGAUAGCAUAACUAUGGAGGCAGGGAGUGGACCCCUCUGGGAAGGAGUGGAUGUUCUUAGUUGAUGAGCCAGUGACCCUGGCCUGUUCUGUGGAAUGGCACACGUGGCUGGCAAAGGCUUCGGCUGGGCAUGAGGUGCACAGGCAGACGCCCAUCUCCUGCUGCUGGCUGCAGGACCAGCAGGCCUCUUGGACUCUGGGGGCCCAGGAGCUAGCUCCUUACUGGGAGCUGGGUGUCCUCCACAGCCUUGCCCACCCCAUCAGGCUCAGCCUGCUUCAGUGGGGCCGCCUGAGUGCCUGGCCUCCCACAGGUUGGGGGGUGGGCUGGGCCUGGGCCUGCAGGGCAGGGGCUUGUAGCUGCCGCCCAUCCCUGACCUGCCAGCAGUGAGGGCUCUGUGGUGGGGCUGCUGUGCCAGGGUAAGGCUGAGGUGCAGGAGGUGCACCCUGCUGGGAGCUGCUGCUUGGGCUUGGUUUGCAGGUUGAACUAGCCCAGGCCUCAACCAGCUCUGCCUCCCUAAGGCCGGGAGUCCCAGGCUCCAGGGCUCUGAACAGUGCUGAGUUGGGGGGCAACCUGCAGGGCUUCAGCUGGACAGGGCCCCCCCAGCAGAGAGAGGCGGGGGUCUGCCCUCAGCCAGCUUCCUGGGAACACUAGAGGAGGACCAUUAAAAGGCACCUGGCAGUGAACCGCCUGCUGUCUCCCCAUCCUCGGUGGAAGUAGACGCAUAAAUGGGUGGUGUGUUCCAGACGUGAACUGCCACAGUGCGAUGGGUUCAGCACUGGGCCUGGGACCACAGUGCAGCUCUUUCGUUGGGAAAUGAAUGAAGGUUGUUGGGGGGGUGUUUUGGUGGCUUGGGAUUUCUUGAGACAUUGAGGGUCUUUGAGGUUCUAGAGUCACAGCUGCCUCUGGGAGGAGAGGGGCGUGUAUGUGGAGUGUCGGAUCCUUGAAUAUAGUUUAUUUUUUCUACAUUUGAAUUCUCUGUUGUAGAUUUAUGUAAAAACACAUUCUCUUUUUGAAAUAAAGUUUUCAUGUCUUGUA